AUGUCACAAUCAUUGACAAAAGACAGUGUGUCUUUUGAAUCUCAAGACACUCAAUGUCAGACAUGCUUCAGUCAAUAUUCUUCAUCACUUGAAGAUGAAUUCUCUCUACAAUCACUACAGUCUCUCAACAAUGUAGAUGAUGAAUAUGACACAUCAGACAGUGACUUAACAGAGCUUGAAUCUAUUGAUACUUCUUCAGAAUUUGAGAUCACUGAUACUGAUAUCAAUACCCUGCAAGCUUAUUCAUGA
Blastomyces gilchristii SLH14081 is the source of this 249-nucleotide messenger RNA. RefSeq lists its product as uncharacterized. Bases 1 to 249 code for a protein of 82 amino acids. The record is from RefSeq and is a predicted model, not a curated record. Lineage: Eukaryota; Fungi; Ascomycota; Eurotiomycetes; Onygenales; Ajellomycetaceae. The transcript has a single exon.